Molecule: messenger RNA, 873 nt
Organism: Cajanus cajan (pigeon pea)
Lineage: Eukaryota; Viridiplantae; Streptophyta; Magnoliopsida; Fabales; Fabaceae
Source: RefSeq, a predicted model, not a curated record
AAAAAAAAAAAAAAAAAAAAAAAAAAAUUGAAUUUGUUAGCAAUAUUAGGAAGUAUUAUUUUUCUAUUUUAACAUAUUGUGGCUCAGAUGUUAAGAACAACUGAAAAGUUGUGCUUUAGUACUCCUGAUUGUAAUGAGAAAGAGAAACCAAUCAUGUUUCUCAAGCAAGCAAGUGGUGGUGGUGGUGGUGGUAGAGUCUUGGGAAACAAGAAGAAAAUCACCGGGACUUGGACUUUCAGAUUUCCAAAAGACCCUAAAUUUUCACCUGUGAGAUUCUUGCAGCAACUAGGAGCAAAAGUGGCAAGUGCUAUUAGAGUUGUUUCCAUGAGAAGGAGAUCCUGUAGGAAGGUUUCUUCAUCCUCUUUGGUCAGAACACGAUCAGUGUCUGACCCCACUGAUUCACAUCGUGCCAAAGCUGUGGAAGAUUGCAUUGAGUUCUUACACUCUUCUUCGUCUAGGGAGAGACCAAGUUCAGUUUCUGAAAAUUCUGUUAAGGGGUGCGUUUGAGAUUUCUCCUUGCAAGCGAUGUAUAUUAGAGAAAAAUGGUAUGCUUUAUUGGUUCCAUUGACAUGUUCUUUAGUAGGAAAUAGAGGUUAAUCAUUUGUACACUGUGCCAUGCACUUUAGUAAUGUGGUUUGAGUAGAGAUUCUCAUAAGAAUUGAUCUAAAUUGUGGUUUGAAUUGCGAACCUUGAUUGUUCAUUCAUUAGAAUUAAUACAUCCUAUGUUGUAAUUCUACUUCACCAGGUUCUUGAUAUGGUUGUCAGUUUUUAUUUGGUUAUUCUCCAUUAUUAAGUUGAUUAAUGACCAACUGUCAUUACUCCUUAUGUUGUUAAUAAUAAGGUUUCUAUCUAGCUAGAACAGUGAUUGGUUUA